AUGGAUCUACCUUCAUCCCAUUCUUGGUUUCAGCCUUCGUCGCUUUCUCAUCGUCCCUCUCCUCCUCAGAACCCUUGCUACACAUAUUCAUACGGCCAGAAUUCUUUACCGGAGUCAUACUCGGCCUACUUUCACGAUGCUACGACCCACAGCACUGCUGAUAACGCAAACCUAUACUCGCAGCCACAAUCCAAUAAUGAUCAUUUCAUUGAGGAAUGGGAGGCUUCACAGCACGGGUCUUCUGUUCUUGAUUUCCUUCCCAACAGCGAAAAUAUGCAGCGCGCCAGCUCGUUAUACAGUUACAAGAUGGGCGACGACCAGCAGCUCCCAGUGCGCCAGGAGAACUUGGACGAGAACUCGCUGCGCCUAAAUGGCAACCUCAAGCAUAGUAGCAGUCGCCGCAGCAUGAGGGCUAGCAUCGUCAAGAGUCUCUCCCCGCAAUCCACAUCGGAUCCUGAUGAGGCGCACAGCGCUUUCCACUGUCCCGUUCCUACCUCUGGCAACCCGACCGACGCCCUCUCAAAUCGAUUGCAGAAUUGGAGAAAGAUGCUUAAGGACCUCAUUUCAUAUUUUAGUGAGAUUCAUCGUCACUAUGAGCAUCGUUCUAAUUCACUCCUAAAGCUUGCCAAUAUCUCUAACAACAUCUCCACACCACCAGGUUUCCUUCAAUCAGCUGGGAUUGAUGACGCGCUUCAAUCCCUGCGAGCUUACAACAAAAACGCCAUCCUCGACGCAAAAAGUGCCCAGGAAAUUGAGGAGAAUAUGAUUCUCACGCUUACUGGGUUACGAAAUGACCUUCUGCAGAAAAUCAAGGAAAUCAAGAACUUGUCGGGUGACUUCAAGACUUCGAUCGAAAAGGAGAUGGACUACACUCGCAAGGCCGUGAAAGCCCUUGGCGACGUAUUGGACCAGAAGGGGCUAGACGAAUCUUUCACGACUUGCCAGCAGGACCCUUACUUACUGCGGCUAGCCGUUGAUCGUCAAGUGGAGCGCCAGAUUGACGAGGAGAACUGCCUCCACCAGGCGUACCUCAACCUAGAAAAUACCUAUCAGGAGCUCGAGUCUAUGGUGGUUGGAGUGGUUCAAAAGGCCUACAGCGCCUAUGCUAGCAUUCUCAAGCGGGAUGCCGACAACACCUAUUGUCUCAUCCAGGAACUUCGAGAUGACCCCAUAUUCAUGCCUAAGGAUCAUGAAUGGAGGCACUUUGUCACCCAUAAUGAAGUAUUUGUGGACCCAAAUAUACCUCUCAGGACUGCAGAUCAGAUUCGUUAUCCCGGACAGCACUGCGAGGCUGCACGGGAGAUCCGGGCCGGAUUGCUGGAGCGCAAGAGCAAAUAUCUCAAGAAUUAUACAACCGGCUGGUAUGUACUUUCUGCCACGUAUCUCUACCAAUUCAAGUCGGCAGACAAGGCGAAAGCCCCCAUAAUAUCUUUAUACCUUCCAGAACAGGAAUUAGGCUCCCACUCGAACGGGGGAGGUUGCUCGAACAGGUUCAUCCUUAAGGGACGCAAAACUGGCGGGAUAUACCGCGGGCACACCUGGGUCUUUCGUGCCGAGAGCCACGACACAAUGAUGGCCUGGUAUGAGGAUAUCAAGGCACUCAUGGACAAGACACCGACAGAACGGAGCUAG
Molecule: messenger RNA, 1632 nt
Organism: Fusarium oxysporum Fo47
Lineage: Eukaryota; Fungi; Ascomycota; Sordariomycetes; Hypocreales; Nectriaceae
Product: SLM1 family PH domain-containing protein
Exons: 3
Coding region: 1-1632 (543 amino acids)
Source: RefSeq, a predicted model, not a curated record